Molecule: messenger RNA, 930 nt
Organism: Pseudovirgaria hyperparasitica
Lineage: Eukaryota; Fungi; Ascomycota; Dothideomycetes; Acrospermales; Acrospermaceae
Product: Shwachman-Bodian-diamond syndrome protein
Exons: 3
Coding region: 1-930 (309 amino acids)
Biological process (GO): ribosome biogenesis; cytosolic ribosome assembly
Source: RefSeq, a predicted model, not a curated record
AUGCCUAUCAACCAGCCCUCGAAUCAGAUUAAGCUCACGAACGUGGCUUUGGUGCGCAUGAAGAAGGGCAAGAAGCGCUAUGAGAUAGCAUGCUACAAGAACAAAGUCCUGGAAUGGCGCAGCGGGUCUGAGAAGGACAUUGACAACGUUCUCCAAAUUCCCAACGUCUUCCUCUCCGUCAGCAAAGGCCAAGUCGCCCCGAACGAAGAUCUGAACAAGUCAUUCCCCAAGAAAACGCGCGAAGAAAUCACGCUCGAGAUAUUGAACAAAGGCGAGCUGCAGGUUGGGGAAAAGGAGCGCUCUGCACAGCUGGAGCGAGUACACAAUGAGGUGAUUGACAUUGUUGCUGGCAAGUUGGUGGAUCCGAGAACGAAGAGGGUGUACACGACCGGCAUGAUCGAGAAGGCGCUCGACCAGUUAAGCUCGCAGCGAACCCACGCGCCAGAAUCGAAAGGUGCACCGAGUGCGAGCGGGACAGCCACGCCGACGACAGACGGGGACAAGGAGAAGGUCAAGACCAAGGAUUUACCCAGCUGGACCGGCGUUGUGACAACGCGAUCUGCGAAGUCGCAAGCCCUCGACGCCAUGAAGGCUCUGAUCGCACAUCAACCCAUCCCCGUUGGACGAGCCAGGAUGCGGCUGCGCAUAACCUGCCCCACGAGUAUCCUUAAGCAGAGCGCCAAGAUGACAACGAAGUCGACAGAGGAAGGUGCAGAUGGCGAGGAGAUCAAGAAGAGUACUGUAAAGGAUUGCAUAUUAAGUUUUGUUGAACAGGCAGAAUCCCAAGAGACAGUGGGAGAGGAGUGGGAAUUGGUCGGAUUCGUCGAGCCUGGCGCGUAUAAGUCGUUAACAGAGUUUGUUGGCACGCAGACCAAGGGCCGUGCAAGAGCAGAGGUACUUGACAUGGCUGUCAUGCAUGAGGGUGAUUGA